AUUAGAAUACUUUUGUCACCACCCCCAUUACCAUCCCAGGGGAGUCGUAAGAGGCGACAAAAGGGAAAGCAUAACACACAAUAUUUACUAGUGUGAGAGAAGGAAAACUCGAAAUUAAACCCUGUACCAACCCGUCUAGCCAGCGUGGUACCAGUAGGCUAAUAAACCUCCAAAAUGAUUGCACACCGCAGAACCAGGCCCCUAGUCCCCGGCGGCCCCGCUAUUCCUGGUUACGGUAGCGGCCAUGGUAACGGCGGGGCAAGGGGUGCUAAGAAUCCCCGGCAGAGAUCCGGCUACCACCCCCCUUCACAACGACAACUGGCCCUGGUGACAUACAACGUGCGCACUUUGAGGUUGGACGAGAAGCUAAUAGAGCUGGAAGAAGAAAUGAACAAGUUGCGCUGGGACGUUAUUGGUUUAUCGGAGAUCCGAAGAGAGGGGGAGGAUACGAAAACCUUACAGUCCGGCCACUUGUUCUACUACCGGGAGGGAGAACAGAAGUCCCAAGGUGGUGUUGGGUUUAUCGUCCACAAAUCUCUCAUAAACAACAUUGUGGCCAUCGAAAGUGUGUCGAGUAGGGUAGUAUACCUUGUCCUCAAAAUCUCAAAGCGGUAUUCGCUGAAGAUUGUACAGGUAUACGCCCCAUCGACGUCACAUCCAGACGAUGAAGUGGAAGCUACGUAUGAGGACAUUAGUAGGGCCAUANGUCGGCACGUUGGCGACUUGCAAGUUGUCAGUCGCGUGUCAAUAAGACAGCAGAGACACGGCGGAUUUAAGUAUGGGGCCGGGGGUGUCGGGCGUCGCCACCCCAGUGUGUGGUUUCCUUUUGAUGUCAUCUUCGCGCAAACUUUGCUACGGAUCGGCUUUGAGAUAGAGAGUCGGAGAGUGACUAAUUUGGCCCAGCAUUUGAUCUCGGGAACUCCGUUGUGUGCGUCUCGCUCGCACCCGCCUUUGCUCGCCGCCGCCGCCGGGAAGCUCUUUGCAAAAUUUCGCUUUGAUCGCAAAGUUAAAUUAUAUGGGAAUUGA
Molecule: messenger RNA, 1026 nt
Organism: Bombyx mandarina (wild silkworm)
Lineage: Eukaryota; Metazoa; Arthropoda; Insecta; Lepidoptera; Bombycidae
Source: RefSeq, a predicted model, not a curated record